UGCAUUAGGAGAAAGUGAUUUUUGGAUUUUGCCUUGAUGAUAUUCUACGAAACAAAAAAAUGAGCUUCAGAAGAGGUAUAUCUCAAGUUCUAAAUCAUCCUCUGGGACGAGGCAUGAUUUCCUAUAGCAUAACAUGGCCCACAGCCGCAUUUAUUCAAGACUUUAUGGAUAAACGAAAUAUCGAUGAAAUCAAUUGGAAGAAAUGCAUUCGAUAUUCAUUGUACGGAUCAUUGUUCAUCGCACCAACACUAUACUGUUGGGUUCGGAUAGCUCACAGAAUUUUCCCGAGAGUGACCCUAGCGUCGGCAAUCAAAAAAGCUGCUCUGGAACAGAUAACCUAUGGCCCAAUAUCCCUAUCGGCAUUUUUCCUUAUCAUGACUUACGCUGAAACAGGGAGCGUUGAUAAAGCCAAAAACGAGCUUCAGGCUAAAUUUUGGGAUACCUACAAAAUCGCUGUGUGCUUUUGGCCGGCAGUCCAAACGAUAAACUUUUCUAUUAUUCCGGAUCGUAAUCGCUUGGUUUUCGUUAGUUUCUGUGGCUUACUUUGGAUAACAUUCCUAGCGUAUGUCAAAGAUCAUGGAGAUCCUCUGGAAAAGUUAUUGAAAAAUUCGAAACAGAAAUCUGUUGAACCGUCAAAAUAGUUACUCACUCCACUUUGCUCAAAACUUUCUUCUUUUUUUGAUAGAUGAAAUUUGUAAAUAUUUCGACCGAACUGGUUGUUAUUGUUGUUUUAAACGAAAUUAUUUAUUUUUUUUUAAAUGAAAUUAGUUUUUGUUAGCGUGCAGUACAAAUCAUAAUAUAAAUUGUUACCGAAA
Messenger RNA from Bradysia coprophila, 815 nucleotides. Its product is annotated as mpv17-like protein. Lineage: Eukaryota; Metazoa; Arthropoda; Insecta; Diptera; Sciaridae. The record is from RefSeq and is a predicted model, not a curated record. Gene Ontology annotation, cellular component: mitochondrion; membrane; cytoplasm.